Molecule: messenger RNA, 845 nt
Organism: Drosophila guanche
Lineage: Eukaryota; Metazoa; Arthropoda; Insecta; Diptera; Drosophilidae
Gene: MAGE
Product: melanoma-associated antigen D4
Exons: 1
Coding region: 64-783 (239 amino acids)
Cellular component (GO): nucleus
Source: RefSeq, a predicted model, not a curated record
CUGGAGGCGCAAAUUCACUUUUUUAUUUGGUUUCUAUUUUCUAUUUUUUCUUUGACGAUAAAGAUGGCCAGCACCUCUCGUGCUAGCCAGGCUAGCACCUCACGUUUUGGCAAUAAUGGCCAGUUGUCUCAGUCGUCGCAGCAGGUCACGGCAGUCGAUGACAAAGUGCGUUCUACUUUGAAAUACAUUCUGGACCAUUCAGCGGCGAAGAUUCCCAUGAAGGAGAAGGACUUAGUGCCGCUAGUCGGCACCAAGGGCGAUCUUCACAGCCGGCUGCCGCUCGUGUCCAAACUGUUGGCGAAGAGCUAUGGAAUACGCCUUCAUCAAUUGAGGGACGCUACCAAGAUGUACAUUUGCAUGGCCGAGGCGCCCAUGGCUUCGAUUCACGAGAUGACGCCCGAGCAACGUCCCCAGCUCACGCUGCUGUACAUUAUAUUGAUGUACAUAUUCCUGCGCCAGAUGCGCAUCGAAGAUACAAAGCUGUAUGCCAUGCUGGAGCUGCUGGGAAUACGUGUGGACGGGGAGCACGCCUACUUUGGCAGCCAUUUGCGGAAACUGAUUGAGGACACAUUCGUGAAGCAGCAGUAUGUGAAGCGCGAGCGCGCGCAGCCGGAAGGUGCCUUCGAAGAGACCAAGACCUACAUGCUUUGGGGACUUCGCGCCAAGGAAGAGUUCGCCUACGAGCAGAUUGUGGAAUUCUCUGCUAAGAUACUCAAAAAACCGCCCAGCGACUUCUCCGAGCUGCUGGAGAUUGCCAAAGAGCUCGACAAUCAAGAAUCAUAGCAAAAUUACAAUUAAAACAUUUAUAUAAUAAACAGGAAUCUUAUGUUCUAAUACUUUGCAUA